Molecule: messenger RNA, 1651 nt
Organism: Myotis lucifugus (little brown bat)
Lineage: Eukaryota; Metazoa; Chordata; Mammalia; Chiroptera; Vespertilionidae
Gene: MRPS5
Product: mitochondrial ribosomal protein S5
Exons: 12
Coding region: 167-1486 (439 amino acids)
Biological process (GO): translation
Cellular component (GO): ribosome
Molecular function (GO): RNA binding; structural constituent of ribosome
Source: RefSeq, a predicted model, not a curated record
UCUUUCGGUGCCGGUCCGGACAGUUUCCCAGCCCGGGCUGCGCUGCGGCGCUGCCAUCUGGCCUCGGGGAUUGAGGCCCGGGGAGCAGAGGGCGGCUCUGCGACCCGCUGCAGUCUGGCGGGCGGUGGGGAGGGCUGCCUGGACGAAGCGCUGCGGGGGCUCCAGCAUGGCGGCGGCGGUGCGCGCAGCGGGCUGCCUCCCUGCGCUGUGCCGCGUGCCCGCAGGUCUCUUAUGGUCCAGGCAGCUUUACCCACACACCAUUCCAACAGCUUCCACUUUGGCAUUGAAGACUGUUCCCAGUAAUGGCCCUUUGUCAUCUCCAGGAACCAGAAACAAUUGUCAUUUCAGCAGCUUGACCUGUGCGCUACAGACACAAUGCUGGAUUUCUUCUCCCAGCAACUUGAUGGGCCAACCGUAUAGAUCCUAUAGUUUCUUCACUAAAUUGACAGCAGAUGAGCUGUGGAAAGGUGCUUUAGCAGAAACUGGUGCUGGAGCAAGAAAAGGAAGAGGAAAGAGAACUAAGAGAAAGAGAAGGAAGGAUUUGAACAGGGGUCAGAUCAUCGGUGAAGGGCGCAGUGGCUUCCUAUGGCCUGGUCUGAAUGUCCCUCUUAUGAGGGAUGGAGCUGUGCAGACCAUUGCCCAGAGAAGCAAGGAAGAGCAGGAGAAGGUGGAAGCUGACAUGUUCCAGCAGAGAGAAGAAUGGGAACGGAAGAGGAAGAUGAAGGUUAAGCGGGAGCGAGGCUGGAGUGGAAACUCGUGGGGAGGUGUCAGUCUUGGCCCCCCCGACCCUGGUCCCAAUGGAGAAACAUAUGAUGAUUUUGAUACCAGGAUACUUGAGGUAAGAAAUGUUUUCAAUAUGACAGCAAAAGAGGGAAGAAAGAAAUCGGUCCGUGUGCUGGUCGCCGUGGGGAAUGGCAGAGGAGCCGCAGGUUUUGCCAUUGGAAAAGCCACUGAUCGGGCGGACGCUUUUCAGAAAAGUAUAAAAAUAUUUUUCAUCUUUCAGGCAAAGAACAGAGCAGUUCACUAUUUGCAUUAUAUAGAACGAUAUGAAGACCAUACAAUAUACCAUGAUAUCUCCUUAAGGUUUAAAAGGACACAUAUCAAGAUGAAGAAACAACCCAGAGGCUACGGUCUUCGCUGCCACCGCGCCAUCAUCACCAUCUGCCGUCUCAUUGGCAUCAAAGACAUGUAUGCCAAGGUCUCGGGGUCCGUGAACAUGCUCAACCUCACCCGGGGCCUCUUCCAUGGUCUCUCUUGCCAGGAAACCCACCAACAGCUGGCUGAUAAAAAGAGUCUCCAUGUUGUGGAGUUCCGGGAGGAGUGCGGCCCUCUGCCCAUUGUGGUCGCCUCGCCCCAGGGAGCCGUGAGAAAGGAUCCAGAGCCGGAAGAUGAGGUUCCGGACACCAAACUGGACUGGGAGGAUGUGAAGAUCGCCCAGGGAAUGAAGCGCUCUGUGUGGUCGGGUUUAAAGAGAGCUGCCACCUGAGUUCUCCUAGGCCUCAUCCACCCGUUGGUCAGGUCAGCACCUGGAGGGGACUCAGCUACACCUUGGAACAUCAUGGCAUUUUUUGUUUUGUUUUGUUUUUUUAAGGAGAAAGACCAACCUCAAGUUCUUUAUUUACAAAUAAUAAAUAAUUAUAGUUUUAACUUA